AUGGAUCUGAAAUCGAUGCUGAAUGACUCUUCCUCGCAACGACAGCCGCCUCCUCGUCUGCACACAGCUCAGUCCUUCGAUCGAACCACAGCUUCUACGCCUUCCCAUGAAUCCUAUCCCGACCGAUCGCAGUCGCAUCCGCAGCCUGCAUCCGCGACCGAAUACCGAUCACCUGCCAAUGGCUCCUAUUUCGCGCUUCAAUCACCGCUCCAGCAGAAUUCUCCGCCAGCGGUCACCCCAGGCGUAACGGGACUCCCGGUAUAUGCGCAGAGCCCUGGGCCUCAUGGACAAUCACACACGCCUCGUGAAGGGAUCCCGUCUUCAUAUCCAUACCAGUCGUCGUUUGUCCCCUCGCCGUCGCUUGCGCAGCCGCCAACGCCUGGAUCAGCCCACCAUUAUCAAACACCAUCUUCCGCUGCUACUUAUCAUCAUCCGGGAGCGCAUCCUGCUUUCACGACGCAGUCACCCAGAGAAGACGCGUCGUCCUCGAAUGGCAGCGCACAGCCGGGCUCUCGACAUUUGUCUCCGCAAGCUCCAUUUCACCCUCCCCCUGCGCCAGUGACACCCUUGGGACCUCCAGUCUUGUAUCCUCGUCCUUCUCCUUACCAGCAUAGACCACUAUCGCAGGGCCAGGAGGGCUUCAGGAGAUUGUCUGCGAGCUCUGUUGGCUCUACGCAGAGCAGGGAAUACAAUCACUUGGUCCAUGGGCAGUCGGAUCAUUCCCGAAGCGGAAGCGUACAAAGAACCUAUUCCGGCGAAAUACGGGAGCGAGAACGAAGCAUAGAAAGCGUCAGCCCAAAAACAAUCCCGCGACCCUCUCCACAACGUCGAGAGAGUGCGUCGCUGGCAGAAGACAUAAGGUCGGGGUUCCAUUCUACACCGCAGGCUCCGUCUGAUCAAGGUUCGAACAUCAUGCCUCACGACGCGCCUGAGCGAACUGGCGAGGAAAAUCGCCACACUAUGACUCCAAAGUCGGCCUCGACACUAGCGGAAGUGAGAGCCACUUCGCUUCCUCAAAUGUUACGACCAAGUCCGGAUACAGCAGCGGUGGACAAUAUGACGCCGCAGUCCACACACACCCCUUUCUCCGCUCACGCAAGUCCUCCAGCAACAGUUCAACCUACGCUGAAGCGGAGUGCGAGCCGCAUAUCUAGUGCUAAUGCUACUCCACAGCCACCGAGGAAGCGAUUGAGACGGGAUGAGAUUCCGAUUUUUGCUCGCAGCGCACGAACUAGACCUUUGAAGUUCAUCAAGGCACCGGCAGUGAUCUCAUCACUGAGGAAUCAGACCCCUGUCAAGAAGGAAGCGGUAGGGCACCAAACCCCGAAUGGUCAGGCCCAAAAUGAACCCCAAGGCGUGGCUCAAGAUUCAGCUCCAGGCCCGGCUCCGGCUGCAGCAGCCACAUCUCAAGACGAACUCCCGUGGGAGCCAUGCAUCACUAACGUCAUUCCCUACGAGGAUCUGUCGCGCAAAGUCUCUGAUUGGAUUUUCAAGACAAUUGGGAUGGCCAAUUCACCCGUGGGCGGCGCAAUGUUCGAGAUUGAGGCAAAGGUUGGCUCUAUUGUUGACGAACAAACUGGGUACCGCUUGAGUCUACCAGUCGAGACGGAAGCGCUCUUCAAUCGUGACAAGUUUAGGGGCAGGACCAGCUUUCAGAGUUCGAUGGACAUGGCCCAACACCGACUUCUCAACACCUUCCUCAACUCUCUAGUUGAGGAGUCGAUGCGUGAAUCACAGAUAUCCGGUCGUCAGGUGAUUGGUUACGAUCAUCCUCACGAAUACGACGAGUUUUAUGAGUUGACCGACGAAGGCCGAAGAAACCUGGCACCUAGCAUACUAACGUGGCUCAACCCGCGACACAAGCCGCGUGUGCGCAGAACAAUUGACGAAACAACCGGCGGGGUCAAGGCACAGAUCAUCAAGUCCCGGAUUGCAGACAUCGAUAUUUAUAACCCAGGAUCAGAUUUCGACUACAGGAUCUCCAUCUCCAUCGAAAGUCCAUGGGAAGGAGAGCCGCACUGGCUGUCGGAGAUGACAGAUGGCGGGCGUGACCGAAAGAAAGAUCGGAUGAGCUAUAGGCAUAUGGCGUAUCAGAUUGACCUCACUCAAGUGAGCUAUCCGAACAGACCAGAGAAGGAACAUGAAUUGGAGGUUGAAAUCAGCACGGAGCAGAUCCGCAUCCAGCUUGCAAACUUGCGAGAGGGUCGACCUAGUAGGUAUGAGGAUCUCGUUCGAGGGUUUCUGGACAACGUGAGGAUCUUGUGCCGAAAGGGCACCGUCAACAAGGUCCGUUGA
Capronia coronata CBS 617.96 is the source of this 2295-nucleotide messenger RNA. RefSeq lists its product as uncharacterized. Gene Ontology annotation, molecular function: polynucleotide 5'-phosphatase activity. The transcript has 2 exons. Gene Ontology annotation, biological process: polynucleotide 5' dephosphorylation; 7-methylguanosine mRNA capping. The record is from RefSeq and is a predicted model, not a curated record. NCBI's taxonomy places the organism in Eukaryota, Fungi, Ascomycota, Eurotiomycetes, Chaetothyriales, Herpotrichiellaceae. Gene Ontology annotation, cellular component: mRNA capping enzyme complex. The coding region runs from base 1 to 2295 and encodes 764 amino acids.